AUGAUGGACAGCAGGAUACUGGAUCCACCUCACGCCCAGUUCGGAGGCUCUCUCGGCGGGAUGGUAGGCUUCCCGUACCAUCUGAGCCACCAUCACGUUUACGAAUUAGCCGGGCAUCAACUUCAAUCUGCGUCCGCGGUCCCUUUCUCAAUAGACGGAUUACUCAAUGGUUCGUGCACGGCUUCGGUGGGUAAUUCCAACCCCCUCUUGUCUUCAGGCUGCGGGAUGAAUGGAGAUAACCAGCACUACAAACUGACAGACUCGGGGGACCCAGACAAAGAUAGUCCUGGUUGCAAGAGACGGAGAACUCGCACUAAUUUCACUGGUUGGCAGCUGGAGGAAUUAGAAAAGGCUUUUAAUGAGAGCCACUAUCCCGACGUGUUCAUGAGGGAGGCUCUGGCUCUGCGGCUUGACCUCAUAGAAUCCAGGGUUCAGGUGUGGUUUCAGAAUCGCAGAGCAAAGUGGAGGAAAAAGGAGAACACAAAGAAAGGUCCGGGUCGACCUGCCCACAACGCCCACCCCACCACGUGCAGCGGGGAGCCCAUGGACCCGGAGGAGAUCGCGCGCAGGGAGCUGGACCGGCUGGAGAAGAAGAAACGCAAGCAGGAGCGCCGGCUCCUCAAGGCCCAGAACAAGCUGUUGUCUGGGGAUUUAUUUCACACCCCGGGCUCGGACAGCGACAGCGGGGUGUCGCACGUCACCGACAGUGACCACACCACGGGCCCGCCUUUUGACUCUGUGGGGGGACCAAACCAAACGCAACCAAGCUGCGACAAAACACACCACCCUCUCCAGACACAGAACCACAACCAAAGACACUUGGAGCAGGACGCUGCUGGCGGAUCCGAGCUGGACUCGGCUGAUGCCAGCCACCGCUCCAGCCUGUGCUCCACCAACAGCAGGGCCUCCGGGGUGCAGAAACUCAACCCCUUUAGCGUGGAGAGCCUCCUCUCGGACGCACGUCCGAGACGCAACCCCGCGGCCUUACCCUCCUCUCGGCCUUUGAUAGGGAAGGGACACUUCCUUCUUUAUCCCAUCACACAGCCGCUUGGAUUCAUUGUUCCUCAGACUGCUCUGAAGACAACAACCACAACAACAAACAGUGACAGUGACCCCCCAGCGGAGAGAAACCAGUCGAGUGCGCGCUGCGCAAUCUCUGCGGGAUGUAGGAGCAGCUCGCCGGAGUCUGCAGACGCAGCGCAGAGGGGACAGGUGGGCUCUGAGGACAAGACGCGUUCAUCAUCAUCUUCAUCAUCUUCACCACACAGCAGCCCGUCCACGCCAGCCUUCCCCACUGGCAAAAGUACUCACACCUCUGUUAUUUGCAGCGACUCCACUUUCGCCCUGCACGAACACUCCAGUCCGCCUGUCGAUGCAGACAGAAACGAUCACAUAGAGAACCAGGAGCACCCUGACCCCGAGACUGUCCUUAGUGACAGUCCUGCUGAGACAAAGACAGACUCUAAAGAAGACGUGGAAUAA
Messenger RNA from Cheilinus undulatus (humphead wrasse), 1482 nucleotides. It is a transcript of the gene uncx, whose product is annotated as UNC homeobox. Gene Ontology annotation, molecular function: DNA-binding transcription factor activity, RNA polymerase II-specific; sequence-specific double-stranded DNA binding. The record is from RefSeq and is a predicted model, not a curated record. NCBI's taxonomy places the organism in Eukaryota, Metazoa, Chordata, Actinopteri, Labriformes, Labridae. Gene Ontology annotation, biological process: regulation of DNA-templated transcription. Bases 1 to 1482 code for a protein of 493 amino acids. The transcript is spliced from 3 exons.